Messenger RNA from Neoarthrinium moseri, 552 nucleotides. RefSeq lists its product as uncharacterized. Gene Ontology annotation, molecular function: structural constituent of ribosome. The record is from RefSeq and is a predicted model, not a curated record. The coding region runs from base 1 to 552 and encodes 183 amino acids. The transcript has a single exon. Gene Ontology annotation, cellular component: mitochondrial large ribosomal subunit. Lineage: Eukaryota; Fungi; Ascomycota; Sordariomycetes; Amphisphaeriales; Apiosporaceae. Gene Ontology annotation, biological process: mitochondrial translation.
AUGGCGGCCCGCCUGCCCCGUCGCCCGACGUGCGCCCUGAGCCUGUCGUCGCUGAGCCCGCAGACGACGACGACGACGUCGCAGCAGGGCCCGUCGGCGGUGCAGUCGCAGUUCCAGACGCGCAACGCGCGGCUGAUCCGGCGGCCGCGGCGGCCGUACCUGUUCACGCAGCUGGUGCAGCUGUCGGACGGGUCGACGUACACGAUGCGCACGGCGUCGCCGCACGCGCUGUACAAGUCGACCAAGGACACGCGCAACCACGUGCUGUGGAACCCGUCCGAGAAGAGCCUCAAGAACGUCGAGGUCGACGAGGCCGGCAAGCUCGCCGCCUUCCGUGGCCGCUUCGGCCGCAGCUGGGACGCCCCCGCCCCCCGGGUCGCGGAGGAGGACGAGGGCGAGGCGGUUGAUGGAGGAGACGUCGAGGGUGCUGACGGCAAGAAGAAGGAGAAGAAGAAGGCGGUCAAUUCUGGGGAAGAAGAGUCCGAUGAUCCGUUUGGCGACCUGAUCAGCCGGUAUGCGAUGAAGGAGACGGAGAAGGGAGGCAAGAAAUGA